This is a messenger RNA of Oryctolagus cuniculus (rabbit), 1705 nucleotides long. RefSeq names its product NADH:ubiquinone oxidoreductase complex assembly factor 6 (gene NDUFAF6). Gene Ontology annotation, biological process: mitochondrial respiratory chain complex I assembly; biosynthetic process. Gene Ontology annotation, cellular component: mitochondrion. The record is from RefSeq and is a predicted model, not a curated record. Lineage: Eukaryota; Metazoa; Chordata; Mammalia; Lagomorpha; Leporidae.
GCACCACAGCGACACCUGGCUCUCCGCAGAGCCGCGUCGGGAAGCGGCCUCUCAGGGCGCACAGUCCCGCGCCGGGACCCGAGGGGGCGUGGCUGCGCGCAGUCGGCGCGGGGUCGAAGGGCACGCGGCGCCAGCGUCAUGGCGGCCUCCGGGCUGGGCUUUGCCCGGGCCGCGCAGCGGUUGGGCGUCCUUGGCCUGUGCGGCCGCUGGUCACCCCGAGACCUGUGCGUGCGCGAGCGGCGGCUCCCGGGGCCGGCGGUGUCGGGGCGGAGCGUGGCGGUGGCCAGCGGGCUGGACGCGUCGGGCUCUGAGCAGUACUGCCUGGAGCUGCUGCGGAAACGAGAUUACGAAGGUUAUUUGUGCUCCCUGCUGCUCCCUGCGGAAUCCCGAAGCUCUGCUUUGGCGCUGAGGGCCUUCAACGUGGAACUGGCUCAGGUUAAGGACUCAGUCUCUGAGAAAGCAAUUGGACUGAUGCGAAUGCAGUUUUGGAAAAAAACUGUAGAAGAUAUAUACCUUGACAAUCCACCACAUCAGCCUGUGGCCAUUGAACUAUGGAAGGCUGUCAAAAGACAUAAUCUGACUAAAAGAUGGUUUAUGAAAAUCAUUGAUGAAAGAGAAAAAAAUUUGGAUGACAAAGUGUAUUGCAAUAUCCAGGAACUGGAGAAUUAUGCUGAAAACACUCAGAGCGCUCUUCUUUAUUUAACUCUAGAAACAUUGGGUAUAAAGGAUCUUCAUGCAGAUCAUGCCGCAAGUCACAUUGGAAAAGCACAAGGCAUUGUCACUUGCUUGAGAGCAACGCCCUAUCAUGGCAGCAGAAGAAAGGUGUUCCUUCCCAUGGAUAUUUGUAUGCUGCAUGGUGUUUCACAAGAGGAUGUUCUACGGAAGAGCCAAGAUAAAAAAGUGAGAGAUGUGAUAUAUGACAUUGCCAGCCAGGCUCACUUGCACCUAAAGCAUGCUAGGUCCUUCCACAAAAGUGUUCCUGCGAGAGCCUUUCCUGCCUUUCUGCAGACGAUUUAUUUAAUUAUUUGAAAGAGUUACACAGAGAAAGGAGAAGCAGAGAGAGAGAAGUCUUCCAUCUGAUGGUUUACUCCCCAAUUGGCCACAAUGCCUGGAGCUGUGCCGAUCCAAAGCCAGGAGCCAAGGAGCUUCUUCUGGGUCUCCCACGUGGGUGCAGGGGCCCAAGGACUUGGGCCAUCUUCUACUGCUAUCCCAGGCCAUAGCACAGAGCUGGAUUGGAAGAGAAGCAGCAGGGACCAGAACCGGCGACCAUAUGGGAUGCCGGCGCUUCAGGCCAGGGUGUUAACCCGCUGCGCCACAGUGCCAGCCCCAAAGGUGCAUUUCUAUCCCUUCAGAUCUUCUAUACUAAUUUUCAGAUCUGUUUGGAGUAAUUUUGUUUCUUUACCGGGGUUGCUUAUUAUAAGAGUAAUUAUCAGUAUUUUAAAUGUUCCCAUAAGAGAAUACAAAAGAAGAAAUUCAAAAGAAGAAAUUAGAACCCCUACAUUUUCUCUCUGUCCAGAUAAUGUCUGUUUAUCUUUCUGGACCUUUUGGGUGCAUAUAAUCAGAAGUGUAUUUUUAUAUAAAUGUACAAUAUAUAAACAUAAAUAUGUUUUUGUAUAUUUUAUCAUAUACUCUAUACCACCUUUUAAAGUGAUUAUUUGGUGGAUGUGCCAUCAAGUGUUUAAUAAAUAAGCUCUAUAAAAGUUAA